UUGUUCAGUGCGAUCCCACACACAACCGCUAGGGGGCGUCUGUCACGUUGGUGGCCUGGAGAAGGUUGGCCACACAGAAGAAGAAUAAACCUUCCUGUUAGACGCUAAGGGAAGCGUGUCGUCAUUUCUACACCACAGGGUGGUGACAGGGAGCAGCUUAAUCAGCGGGAAUGGCGGCGCGUCGUCCGGCAGGCUGUAUGUCACAGCAUUGAUCAGGAAAUAAUCCCCAGACACACUUCAAAGGAAAUGUUUGAGCCACAAGACGUGCAGGCAGUCCUACCUGCAGAGGGGGAACAGUAUAAACUCAGCUUAACCUGAAGUACAGACUGUGGAUCAUCAGCAUGGCGCGGAGGUGGUGGGCUCUGCUCGCCGUCGUCUACCUGUCCAGCCUGCAGGCGGCCGCUCGGCACCACAGGAAAGCUCUGUAUCCGUCUGCGUACUUGAUUAAGCGAGGGGCGUACUCCCUGAUCAAUCCCACCUUCCUGCACUCGGAGGACAACGCCAAACUGCUGUUUGAGAUUCUUCUCGCCGGAAUGCAGAUCCAAGGCGAAGAGCGCCCCCUGCUGAUCCCAGACGAGGAGCUGGCCUCCCUGAGAAGCGUGAAAACACUGGAAGUCAUCUGCGAGGACGUGCUGCCGAAGAAGCUUUCCGACAUCCGCCGCCUGAUGGCGGAGCUGGCCCAGCAGCGGCGCCCGCUCGGCUGGCCGGACUUCGAGAGAACGGUGCUGACUUUGGUCUACAGCUCACAGAUACUCAGCCAGAUCAGCAACCAGCACCAGAAGGAGCUGUGGAUGGAGACACUGGUGCAACUGGUCCGAGCUGUUCAACGAGACCUCACACCGUCCUGAGGAAGACUGAGCUGCAGCUUCUAGACUUUAUGGUUCUGUUAGUUUAAUACAACAGCUUAUCAGGGACAAUGGAGAUGGAACAAGAAAGAAAUUUCUGCCAAAAAGCUCAGAAAUGUCCGAGAAGAAACGAGGACAUUUCUAAAACACUAAAGUCGAAUAUUUUAACUUUAAUGGCUGCAGCAGUUUGACCUUUGCCCUGCCUGUUGGAUGUCUUCAAAUAACUUUCGGUGUUUUUCUCUGUCUAGAAACGAUUUCUCAGCUCAUUUAAACGACUCCCAAAAGCUAUUUUACAUAAAAAGCGAACAGAUUCUCAGCGCAUCAAUAUCCUUGAUUGCUCAUUUAAAGAAACGUCUGAUGAAUGUUUGCUUCAAAGGGCCCAAUUUUUCCCCACUUAAUGGCGGGAAAGAGAUUUCUUGUAAAAAGGUUUUCGUGGAUUGCUUAUUUCAGAGUUGAUGGAGGGUAGUUAUGGAUCUGUUGAGUGGUUUUCUCUCCGUCAUGGAAUUAGUUUUGCUUUUGCUUUCACUUUUAUUUGUUUUAUGGUUAUACAACAAUUUUCAGGUUUCGUUUUUUUAAGGGUAGACCUUUUAAGCUGUGGCAAACCCAGUGAACAAAAAAAAACAACUUUAAAUUCAGGAUUUACCUUGUAGAAAUAUAAAGAUCUGCACCAGGAAGACCUCAAAGUUUAAUCUCCAUAUCUUCCACCGAUACGAUUGGUCAGAAAUUCAACCAGAAUUACUCAAGAUGUUGUUUCUGACGAACAAAAGCAUGCAAGUCAAGUUGCGUCUCAUCAAAUAUUGGUGGACAUUUAUAAAUAUUUUCCAGUUUGUAUAUAUAAUUUUGACCCUAUUCGAAGUAUUAAAAAUCUGUAAAAAAUGUAAAUUGCUGCUCAAACGUUGGCAUUUUCUUUUUUAAUCCUCAUUGUUGCCUUUCCACCCUGAAAUGGUUUUAAAAAACUCCAAUUUAAUGGGGAUCACAACCCUGUUGUAAGUUUAUAUAAACUUUUUAUCUACUUUUUAUUUACCUAUUAUCAUAGGUUUGCAUAUCAGUCACUAGUUUUCUGCUGAUUGAACCGUUUUGGUUCUGAUGCAGAUUAUUAUUUUUUUUAUUAUAUAUUUUUUUCUUAUUUACAUGAGUUAUUUGGUGAAGAACGUAACUCCGAGUCAUUUAUCCACUUGCAGGAUAAAAAGCUGAAACCCGGAUGUAACUGCGCUGAUGUUCGUGUUAAGUGAGCGCCACCAAGCGGCUGCAUUCGGAAGUGCUGCUUUUCCAACAGCUGAUGUUUUACACUGCGGUCAUUUCUGUUUUACACCAACUAGAGAAAUUAAACCAAAAUUAUAAAUAUCAAUAUUAGCAUUUACUAUUUACCAAAAUAUGUUUUGCAAGUUAAAAUUUGACGUAAAAAUUAACAUUUUCACUUAAUGAAAUGUAUGAUUUUUUUUUAAUGCUGUCUUUUUAUUGUGAUAGAGAAUAAAACAGAAACGUCAAGUGAUUUGUCUCAGCUAAUUCAAUGGUUUAUUUUGUUAAAUUAGGACUUUUUCUCACUAUGUUUACAUGAAUACUGAACUGUAUGCAGCUUCUUGCAGAAAACACAUUUCAGAUUUAGGCAAUGUACCAAAUUUCUGAUUUAUAUUGUAUGUUGCUAUGGAAACAUGCCGAAACGUUCAGAAAAUAAAACGAUGCUUUUGCUUUUCACUACA
Messenger RNA from Poecilia reticulata (guppy), 2545 nucleotides. Lineage: Eukaryota; Metazoa; Chordata; Actinopteri; Cyprinodontiformes; Poeciliidae. The record is from RefSeq and is a predicted model, not a curated record.